Molecule: messenger RNA, 1125 nt
Organism: Stegostoma tigrinum
Lineage: Eukaryota; Metazoa; Chordata; Chondrichthyes; Orectolobiformes; Stegostomatidae
Exons: 2
Coding region: 1-1125 (374 amino acids)
Biological process (GO): G protein-coupled receptor signaling pathway
Cellular component (GO): membrane
Molecular function (GO): G protein-coupled receptor activity
Source: RefSeq, a predicted model, not a curated record
AUGUUUGUGAAUCUCUCAGCACAGAAUGGGAGUGUGAUAGAAGCCAAUCUCUCUGGUACUGGCCUAGCCAGCUCGGUGGGAGAGGCAGCAAGUGACGCUGUGAAACGGUGUAUCAUUGCUGUUCUGUGCGGUCUGAUCAUUCUGGGGAACACAGCCGUGUUACUGGUGAUCUCCUCGCCAGUUUCGGGCUGGUCCAACAACAGCCGCCUGGUUCUGAUUUCACUGACCGGUGCUGACGCUGCUCUCGCCCUGAUAGUCAUCCCGCUGAAUUUAUAUGGCAGUAGUGUGCCCCAGCUCCGAAACCAGGCCGACUCCCCCUUCUGUCACAUCGUGGUCUUUCUAGACGCCAGCAUCCUAACUUCUUCCAUCUACUCCCUGGCAACUAUCAGCAUCGAGCGCUACAUCGCUGUGUUCUUCCCUCUCAAGUACAGCAUAGUGAUGACUAACUGCAGGAUCAAAGCUCUCAUUGCACUGGUCUGGCUUCUGCCACCCAUCCUCUCAUUUCCCUUAUCCAUCCCAAGUGGAAUUGUCAAAGUUUACUUCUCCAGAGCAUCUUUGAUCUGUAAUCUGGAUUUCUCCAGCAAUGUUACCUAUUCCCUCCUGCUGACAGCAUUCAUUUUCUUUCCCUGCUCACUCAUCAUGACUUUCGCCAAUUUCCGGCUCUGGUUUGUAGCCCGGAGUCAGAAGAAUCGCUUUAAGCUGUCGAAGGCGAAUAGGAGACACGACGCCGCCUCCAGAAUCCUUGUGCCUGUGGUUAUCGUCUAUUAUAUCUGCUGGUGCCCUUGUGUUUGUAAUAUGAUCUACCAGGCUUUAACACAGCAGAGGGCAUCAGAGUGGUUGGAAUUCGUUGCCCUGUGGUUACCAUGUGGAAAUGGCUUCUUCAACUGCGUUGUGUAUUUCUGGUUAAACCGAAGUUUCAGAAAAAAGUUCCAGGAAAUGGGGCAAAAUCUCUGCUUGUCUGAAUGGUUUGCUACCCGAAACGCUGCAAUUUCACAAGCUCCAAAUAGAAAGUUCAUCAUGAAAGUCUGGAAACAGCAUGGUAAUGCGGCAGCAAGGCCUAGCAGCAUCUCCUCCAUGUGUAAUUUGGUAUCCUUCAGCAGUGAAACCAUUUUGCCAAAUAUGUAG